GGGACGGCGUCCUGGCUCGCUGGCGCCGCACGUGGAUGCGUGGAGCAUUGCCAGCUCGGCGGCUCGGCUCCGCCCAACAGGCCUGCCCUUUUUUGCGCUCUCAAGGUCUUUGCUUCACUCAUCGAACUUCUCCGUCUGUCGGUGUAUCCCUCAAAAGCGUGCGCCGUGCUUGUCCCCUUGGGAUCGUGUCGAUGUACUCGAUGUGUCACGUGGUUGGUCUAGGCCACACACACUAAAACCUCCGGUGUCAUGGUGUACAGUGAAGGCUCGGGAGCGUGCCGACCACUUCCACAAGAGAUACUAUGCCGAAUCUUCUCUUACCUCGGAGUUGCUGACAGGUUGGCAGCAGGACUGACCUGUAAAACGUGGCACAAGUCAGCCGCUGACAGCCGUAUCUACGGAGACGUGGUUGUCACCUUGGAAAAGAAUGUAAAAGAGCGAAUGGUAGCGCUCUCACGUUCACAUUCGGUGGUAACCUGCUUGACGUUUAAGAACUCCGCGCUGGACGCGGAUGUCGAGUUCUGGGAACACGUAGGGCCGACACUCAAGAGGCUGGACUUGAAGAACUGUUCUUUUUAUUGGGAGGACUUGCUAUCGGUGCUCCUCAAAUGUCCGAAGCUGGAACAUUUGGCGAUUGCCCACUGCGACAAAUUCGUUUCUUCAAGUGGCGAGUCCGGAAUUCCUGACAAUGCACCGCCACAUUUUUCCCCUAAGGCAUCCGGGAUCACUUCAGUCGACCUUUCGAACUAUGGCGACCUCACAGAUUCCGCGUUUCACCAAGUUAUGACCGUGGUAGGAAAAGUGCACGUGCUCUCCUUGGCAGGCUGCGCGCUAAGCGUGCACAAGGCCAUACAUCGCCGCUUCUACCCGCCUGGGCAAGUGCAUAGCCCACUUGUGUUCACGUUUCAGGACGUGCUUAGCAUCCUAGAAGGGGCGCCGAUUACAGUACUUAACCUCAGUCGCACAAUGAUCGACAACAGAUGUCUCGCUCAGCUGUCUGCAGCCUUCUCGAAGACUCUGCGGGAGUUUCACGCGGCUUCGUGCGCAAUGUUAGGAGUGCAGGGCGUUCGAGCUUUGUGUGAAAACGUGCCCAAGCUUACGUGCUUAAACCUCGGAUCUAACCCGCUACUUAGUGACAACUGUCUGGAAAUCGUAUGCGAAAGUCUUGAGCACCUCGAAAAGCUGGAUAUGUCUAAUUGCACUUACAGUUCCAUGGGGUUCGCUAAAUUAGGGCACCUGCGGAAGCUUCAGGACGCCAGUUUCUCCGACGGUUUUCUCAACGACCAAGAUACGAUGGUGCAGCUCUUUUCCUCCAGGCCAUGGCCAGCAAUACGAGCGCUCAACAUCAGCUCUUGCGGGGUUAAUGCAACCGUGGCAAAAUGUCUGAGUGAACAGAUGCUGACGCUCGUAUCCCUCGACGUGUCACACGCGAUUCUACUUACCGAUGAUGCGGUGCGCGCUAUCUGGACCCACCUGCGUCUUCUCAGAGUUCUCCGUAUGGAACGUUGCUCGAAUCUCACCGACGCAGCCUUGCACCAUCCAGACAACUUGACGAAGUGCCAGCCCACCUCCAUGGCUUGUCUCGGUGGUCUGAAAGAGCUAAGCCUCAGAGGCUGCAACCUCGUGUCCGAUGCAGGCGUGUUGGCUGCAAUGUUCUUUCGGGAAGUGGCGUCUCUGGACCUUGGGCACUGCACCCUGCUCACGUCAGCGUCUCUGAAGCACAUUGCUUUGCACUGUCCCAGUUUGUCGAAGUUAGUGCUACGCUUCUGUGAACAGUUGGACGAUGAAGCACUGACACCGGUCCUCAGAUCAUCGUCGAGACUAAGACAUCUCGACAUAGAAGGAUGCAGAAACGUGACUGAUGCAACUCUCCUCCAUGUAACUCAGUGCCCGUCGGUGAAAUAUGUGAACGUUGAAUCGUGCAUGGUGACGCUAAAUACGGUGCAACAGUUACAGCUGGAGCGGCCAGACCUUGAAGUGAAGCAUAGUGCAUGCUCUGUGGAAUGAGCUAAGAAGAAGGCUGCAUAAUUUUAGCUCCACUCAUUUUGUCUUUCCUUUUUGUGUGUGUGUGUGGGGCGGAAGUUGUACACAUUAUCCCGACACGACGCUACGGUUCCCGGCGAGUGCUUGCACUGCUGGUGCAUUGAGAAUCAGUUCUCUUGGCGAUUCUUCUAUCAUGCUAAGUAAGGACGUGAUUAGAUUAGUUUGCACCCCUCGUCGUAUGCACGCACAUAAAAAAGGAUCGUGUUCAAAUGGAAAUAAAACGGCACACCCAGUUGCCCUUUGUGAAGUCACUGGUGACGUUGAACACGGCUAGAAACAGUACAACA
Messenger RNA from Rhipicephalus sanguineus (brown dog tick), 2330 nucleotides. RefSeq names its product F-box/LRR-repeat protein 2. The transcript is spliced from 3 exons. Lineage: Eukaryota; Metazoa; Arthropoda; Arachnida; Ixodida; Ixodidae. The record is from RefSeq and is a predicted model, not a curated record. The coding region runs from base 250 to 2007 and encodes 585 amino acids. Gene Ontology annotation, molecular function: protein binding.